ACCUCCUCUCCGGACGAUUCGGCGGUCCUCUCCACGUGACGGCGACGCUCUCCCUGCUUCUCUCUCGCCCCCGGCCCGGCCCCCGCCCUCCGUCCAUCCUCGCCGCCGGCCCCCGGCCUCCGUACCUCCUCGCUGCCGGCAGCCACCACCGGUGCAAACUUCCCCUACUGCCGCGGGGAGGAUCCCGAUGAGGUGAGGUAGACUGCCCUACCGAUCUCUUUCCGUGCCCCAGUUCAUCUCAGGCCCGUACUCUGAUGUGGUGGAUGGCCGUGCCGCUCGCGGGUAGACGCCACCGCGGUGGAGAGAAUGCGGGGUGCGCAUGUUUGUGAGGCUGUUUGUGCGGCGACGGGAUCCUUUUGUGGCUUGAUUUCAUGUCCGAGCUGUGAACCGCGUUGAUUUAGAUCGCUGUUGUUAAGAGUGUGAAAUGGACUUUCUUCGGCGGCUCGCUGCUGGCUUGCUCAAGUGCUGUGAUCUUGACAUACCCAAUCGGCCAAAGGGCCUUGAAGACCCCGAACGCCUGGCCAGGGAAACAGUUUUUAAUGUAAACGAAAUAGAGGCUCUGUAUGAGCUGUUCAAGAAGAUUAGCAGCGCCGUGGUUGAUGAUGGCUUGAUCAAUAAGGACGAAUUCCAAUUAGCCCUGUUUAAGACAAACAGAAAGGAUAGCAUGUUUGCUGAUCGGGUGUUUGACUUGUUCGACACGAAGCAUAAUGGAAUUCUUGAAUUUGAGGAAUUUGCUCGAGCUCUUUCUGUGUUCCAUCCGAAUGCACCAAUUGAUGAAAAAAUUGAUUUUGCUUUUAAAUUGUAUGAUCUCAAACAACAAGGUUUCAUUGAAAAGCAGGAGGUCAAGCAAAUGGUGGUCGCAACACUUGCUGAAUCAGGAAUGAAUCUUUCAGAUGAUAUUAUUGAAGGCAUUAUUGACAAGACAUUUGAGGAAGCAGAUACAAAACAUGACGGGAAAAUUGACAAGGAGGAAUGGCGCAAUCUUGUCUUGAGGCAUCCAUCUUUGUUGAAAAAUAUGACCCUCCCAUAUCUCCGGGAUAUUACAACAACAUUUCCAAGCUUUGUAUUCAACUCUCAAGUAGAGGAUGCAUGAGAUCCCAAAGACUGGUGCACAACAGAACAGAUUCUGCGGGGUGCACUUGUGUGUUUUUAUUUCCUUGGAAAUGUAUAUUUUAUGUGGUGGCAAUGUCCUUCUGAGGGUUCUUUCUUUUGUAUAGUUUGAGUGCGCUGAGUAUAUUCUACCCAGGAUUUCAGUACGAACCAUUUCUUAUCAUGUGUUUAUAAAAUGCUCUUCAAAUAUAUUGUUUAAUUAACAAGUCGCA
Molecule: messenger RNA, 1322 nt
Organism: Setaria italica (foxtail millet)
Lineage: Eukaryota; Viridiplantae; Streptophyta; Magnoliopsida; Poales; Poaceae
Product: calcineurin B-like protein 6
Exons: 9
Coding region: 425-1093 (222 amino acids)
Biological process (GO): calcium-mediated signaling
Molecular function (GO): calcium ion binding; kinase binding
Source: RefSeq, a predicted model, not a curated record